Molecule: messenger RNA, 543 nt
Organism: Coccomyxa subellipsoidea C-169
Lineage: Eukaryota; Viridiplantae; Chlorophyta; Trebouxiophyceae; Coccomyxaceae
Product: ribosomal protein L22
Exons: 5
Coding region: 1-543 (180 amino acids)
Biological process (GO): translation; ribosome assembly
Cellular component (GO): ribosome; mitochondrial large ribosomal subunit
Molecular function (GO): structural constituent of ribosome
Source: RefSeq, a predicted model, not a curated record
AUGCAGCAAUCCCUGUUGACGUGGUGGUCUGGAAGCAUGGCGACGCGGACCUUUGCAUCGGCGGCUGCCAACGAAGCAGCACAGGAGGCAGAGAUCAACCCGUUGCUACAGACCCCAGGACCUUCAAGGAGAGGUGGGGUGGGGCAGGAGGAUGCUGCCAGCAGCAGACGCAGGCUGGGUCCCAGAGACAGGGAUCCCAAGACAGCACAGGCGGUGCAUCGGGCCAUCCCUAUAUCUCCCAAAAAGAUGGCAAUGUGGACAGACCUGAUGCGGCGGCAGCACCUGGAUGAUGCCAUUGUGUUGCAAUCAGCCAAGGCAAACGCUGUUCACAACCAUGGACUAGAUGGCGACAGGCUGAGUGUGGACCUGAUCCAUGUGGGGCAGGGGUCUCACCUGAAAAAGACCUGGCCGCACGGCCGCGGCAGAUCCGGUGUGCGACGCAUGUACCGCUCACAUCUCACGGUGGUCUUGCGAGAGUCGGAUGCCCAGCGAUUCAGUCAAUUCCAGUUGCCUCUCAUGGAGCGGCAGAGAAGAUUCAUGUGA